AUGGCGGACCCAACACUACAAACAUUUUGUUGUCACCACACGAAUAAAUCGGACAUGGCGUUAAUAAUAAUGCAAGAAUUCAACAGAGACGUGUACAACAUAGUGUGCAUGGUCUCGUCGGUAAUUGGGAUGCUUGGAGCAAUUUAUCAGAUAUUACCUCGAGAAGAUUCAAGUCUCCCUUAUCGUUGGAACAACUCCUUGUCCAGAGGACGAAAUAUCAUUGUGUGGCUUGCUGUUGCAGAUUUCUUAGCAUCUUUAGGUGUAUGUGUGAGAUCAGCAUUAUGGAUGCGUUACAAGUCUAUCAUGCCAAUGGAGAAUGACACUUCCAGUGUUGUUUUUUGUGCUAUGUCGUCGGCGUGGAUUCAAUAUUUUUACAUGGCCACGUGGAUAUGGACAUUGUGUUAUGCUGUGGAUAUGAAGUUACUGUUGGGUAACAAAAGUGGUUGUCCUGCAUAUUAUCAUGCUGUAGCCUGGAUACUGCCAGCCAUUCUCACUACAUUUGGACUAAUUAUGUUAUACAUUCCAGAUGCAAAUUGUCACAACUCAACGACGUUAUCCACUGCCGUGCUGCGUAUUCUUCCAAAUUAUUGUGCCACAUAUGUGUUAAUUGCAGUGGUUAUGAUUGUAAAUCCUAUCAUGUACAUCGCAUCAACUCGGGAUCUCGAGACGGUAGUUAUGCACAGUAUGGGCCAGAUGACCGGCAGAGAGCGGAAGUUACUGCAAACAAUUCGAUUAAAAUUCGCUCUCACCAAUCUAGUCUAUUACAUGUGCUGGACGCCAAAUCUAAUCAACGGAAUAUUAUUGUGGACUUUAUGGUUCCAGCUACCGAUUAAGGCGAUUAUCAUUCUGUGGUACAUAAUGGCUGUGACGAAUCCGCUUCAAGCAUUCUUCAACGCGCUUGUCUAUCAAAGAUGGACUAGAAGAGAGAAACUUCGUUUGGAUUGUUGUCAAGACGUUGGAAGCACGAGUAGAAGUCGACAGAGUAAGAGAGAUACGAGUAUGCAUUUCUCCGAGUCGUCUCCAUUACUGAAUCCAAAAACAGAACGUGUGCGGAAUACACCACAUAUUAGUAUAAAUGGGUCAUCCUCUCUCUAAAGAGAAAGGAGGAAUUGUUACCAAUUGUUUAAUAAUUCGUUUUGUAAAUAAAGUAUAUAAAAUCAUUCUUGUAUACGAUGUCACACAUUCAAAGAUUUUUAUCUUACCAAAUAAAAAAAUUGGAUUAUUUUAAUA
Molecule: messenger RNA, 1230 nt
Organism: Odontomachus brunneus
Lineage: Eukaryota; Metazoa; Arthropoda; Insecta; Hymenoptera; Formicidae
Product: G-protein coupled receptor 143-like
Exons: 6
Coding region: 1-1095 (364 amino acids)
Biological process (GO): melanosome organization; G protein-coupled receptor signaling pathway; regulation of calcium-mediated signaling
Cellular component (GO): plasma membrane; melanosome membrane
Molecular function (GO): L-DOPA binding; dopamine binding; L-DOPA receptor activity
Source: RefSeq, a predicted model, not a curated record